ACUUGUGAGUUCUGAAAAGAUGGCAACGUCCCCAGUCAGUUCCAAUCGAUGUGUCCAAUGGAGAAUCUAGGAUGGUUUGUGUUGUUUGCUGUAGUCUAGCACUGGGUGUGCUGCGGUGCAGGUCAGGAAGCGAACUCUGAACCCGCCAUUCGGACUUUUUGCUAGCUGUCAGACUAGGUCGAAUAUCACAAGAGGCUAUUUGUUCUACACUGAUCUCAAAACAGACAAUGGCCGAUAAAACAAGCUAUGAAGAUACGGUUGUUCAUCUGGAUGUUAAGGAUUAUUACGGAAAGAAGUUGCAGAAGACCUCUGAUUUGAAGAGCAAUGCCUGUGUGACACCAGCCCAGCCUUACCCAAAAUUCAUCCUACAAGCGCUGAAGAAAGUUCAUCCUGAUGUGACUGACAGAUACUACGGUUGUGGCCUCGUGGUCCCAGAGUGUUUAGAGGGCUGCAGGAUUUUGGACUUGGGCUGUGGGAGUGGCAGAGACUGCUACAUGCUGAGUCAGCUGGUGGGAGAGGCGGGCCAUGUCACUGGCAUUGACAUGACUGAGGAUCAGCUUGACGUGGCCAGGAAACAUGUGGACUUUCACAUGAAGGAAUUUGGCUACAAGAAGCCCAAUGUUACCUUUGUCCAGGGUUACAUUGAGGCCUUAACAGAGGCAGCUCUGGAAAAGAAAUCUUUCGAUAUCAUCAUCUCCAACUGUGUUGUGAACCUUUCUCCAGACAAGAAGCGAGUCCUGAUAGAAGCCUAUAGUGUGCUCAAGGAUGGUGGUGAGCUAUACUUCAGUGACAUCUACAGCAACGGAAGACUAACCGAAGAAAUUAAAAGCCACAAAAUCCUUUGGGGGGAGUGCAUUGGUGGCGCACUGUGGUACAAAGAUCUGCUGCAAUUGGCUGAGCAAGUAGGAUUCAGUCCACCGAGGCUUGUUACUGCCAGCAUCGUCACUGUUGACAACAAAGAACUGCAAGCCAUUCUGGGUGAUUUCAAGUUUGUCUCUGCCACCUACCGUCUGUUUAAGAUCCCAAAAGGCAGCCCAAAGCCAUGUAAGGUCAUUUAUAAUGGAAACAUUACUGGGGCAGAGGACACCUUGCAGUUCGACUGUCAGUACAUCUUCAAGACUGGUCAAGUAAUGGAAGUAGAUGGUGAAUUAGCUGCGAUCUUAACCCAUUCCAGAUUUGCAGAGGACUUCACUUUCCAACCACCAGGAGGCUCUUGUGACCCUUGUGGAGUAAAACCAAAGGUGUGUUCUGAAGAUCCUUUUGAGCUGGCCUUGCAGUUGCCAAAACAGAGCCCAGGUUCAACCACAGGGGGAUGCUGCAGCACGCAGUCUGCGACCUGCUGCAAGUGAUUAUGGAAUAACUUGAGUUCACCAAACCAGUCUCUCAGAAAAUGGACUUCCUUGACUUUAAAAUCAUCUUUUCAUCUGUUAUUUUUGUAUCAUUUAUAUUAUGAAAUACAUAUUGAAUGACCUCACAAAUAUAUUACUCCCAUGAAAAUGCAAUGAUACAUCAAUAUUAUACAUUUCAAUAUUUUUUAAAGCACAGCACAAUUAUCGUUUUAAUUGUUCUAAAAUGGAAAACAAAGCUAAUCGAAUACUUUUUAAUUCCAAUCAUUUUGUACCACCAUGAUGACUCAAUGCACUGAGUCAAAAUUGUUUAUGUGCCUUCUCUAAGGAAAGAACCUGCAACCAUCCCCGAAAAAGUAACAAGAAACCAAUUUGGUAAUAGGUAUAGUGACAAGCCAAAAAACCGCUAGGAAAAUGUUAUCUUUUGCAAGACGUGACAAAAGUCGAAAAGACUCAGGUUUAUUUCAGCAAUUUGUUUGUAUUGUUUUUUUCUGUUGGAUCAGAAUAUACCCAAAAAGUUUGAUUUUCAUCAAUUUUUUUAAAGUUGCAAUUGUAUUUGGUCUUUUUUAUAUUAUUUCCUUUUGUGAUUUUUUUCCCUUAAUGGGUGGUUUACAACAAUUUGCCUUACUAUGCGAUUGUAAUACAGGUACGAUAAUGUGUUAAGUGCCUUUUUUUUCUUGCUUUCUUGCUCUCUUGCAGAUCCCCAAUUUGGCCAAAUUUCAAAAUUGUCCUAUAUGCAUGUGUGAUACAUCAUUGGAAAGCUUAAAAACGCAAUUUUCUGGGGGAAGAAAAUUUUUGAACAGGAGUACAUUUAAAAAAUAAAUAAAUAAAUAAACAGUAAAACGCUAACUGGAGGUGAGAGCAUAAUUAGCCAUGAUUUUAACAAGAUUUUAUUGCGUACUUAUCAUGUUUCAAUCCAAAAACUGUGUAGCAUGUCUGACAGAGUGUGAAGACACAGCUGUGAAUGGCCACAGCCAGACUUUUAGGGGAUUUUAUGGUUGAAACACGGUAAUAUAACAAGGCUCGCAAUGCAGAAAUUGUAGCCAUCAUGGUGUGGUCGGGAAAAAAAUCUCUAAAAAUACACCCCUGUCCGUAACAAUUUAGAUGACUAUCCUGUACAGUACUCGGUUGGUAAACGUGAAGGGAUGUUGCUGGACAUGUUGCUCACAGGAGUGAAGGAAAAUGUAAUAGUUCAACAUCGUUAUUGCAAGAGGGAAAACAUCCACUGACCUAUAUGGAAGUGGAAGAAGUUGUAACAGGUUUUAUGUGGGUCAUUAAAAAGUAUUAAAGCCAUUGAAUGGAUUCUGUCAAAAUUCAGGCCUUAAAAAGCAUUAAACGGAUGAAAUAAAAUGGUCGAGGCAUUAAAAAAUUAUGUAAACUUGAUGGUUUAAAAAAAACUUUUUUAACAUAAUAUUGGAGUUGUCUGAUACUAUUAAAAUUAUAUAUAAUAUCGACGUCGGUUUUGGGCUAAUACACAUUUUGCCUUCAAAGUGAAUGUUCUUCAAGGGCUGGUCACAGCUUAGCACAGCAGUUAUGCUUAAUGAAUAUUAGGUGUAUCUAUAAUCGAUUUAUAAUCGAAUCGUAGCCUCUGAAUUUUAAUCGUAAUCGAAUCGUUAGGUGCCCAAAGAUUCACACCUGUAAUAUCCCAGAUAGCAGACCGACAUUGAAUAAACGUUGAUUUUCCAUCAAAAUCAGCAGUAUGGUUGACAUCGAAAUUUUCGAUGUCAAGUGACAUUGAAACAACGUUGUUCUAUGACUUUUGGGGCAAGGGGGGCACAACAUGUUGAUGACCCCGAAACCCAGUGUCAGCAAUAAAAUUAACUUACAAGAAUAUUUAUAAUGAUAAGAUGACAAUGAGCGUUUUUUGUUUCCCAUCAUUCUUGAGGGGAAUUCUGAAUCAGGCUGCUUAAGCAAUAGUUUUCGCCAAGAUCGUCAACCAUGGAAUAUGGUAAGCCUGCUUGUGUCGUGCCAAUGUAGUUAUAUGUAGUUACUCCAGUCAAAAUUUGUAUCCCCUGGGCGGAGCCAUAUGGAGGUAGAUUUGUGUCUUUAUUAUUCAAUCCCAAAAAAGUGGCUUCAAUUAACAAACAAACAAAACAAAAAAAGUAGCUUCAAUCAAAAAAAAAAAAA
This is a messenger RNA of Corythoichthys intestinalis (scribbled pipefish), 3473 nucleotides long. Its product is annotated as arsenite methyltransferase-like. Gene Ontology annotation, biological process: arsonoacetate metabolic process; toxin metabolic process. Bases 228 to 1349 code for a protein of 373 amino acids. Gene Ontology annotation, cellular component: cytosol. Lineage: Eukaryota; Metazoa; Chordata; Actinopteri; Syngnathiformes; Syngnathidae. Gene Ontology annotation, molecular function: arsenite methyltransferase activity. The record is from RefSeq and is a predicted model, not a curated record. The transcript has 11 exons.